AUGCUGCAACAAAAUCCACGAGGGCCGCAACAGCCCUCGUCUCGGACGUCGCGACGCGCGUCCUUCGCCGAUGCGAGUACGCCGUCAACAUCAACAUCAUCAUCGUACAGCGCCUCCUCCUACUCAGGUAGUGAAGGGGGUUCCGGCAGCAAGACAGCAUCGUACUCCGGGGGCAGCGAUAUCUACAGCUACAGCUACAGCGGGUCCACAUCGUCCACUGGAAGUGAAACAGUGUCAAAGACGUCGAAUAUGGUGCAGAUGUUGGCAACACCAUCUUCACGUUCACCGCAACCGAAGCAACAACAACAACAAAAAUGGGAAUUGCAACUGCCACCGCGUGUGCCACAGCCAUCUCCUCAAGUCUCUCCCUCGAAUGUGGCAUAUGCGCGAUCUGCAGAUAUUUCUGCCGCAAGAUCUGUCGGCUCUGUUAGUGAGUCGUCUGAGAGUUACAGUGUGAGUGGGAGCGGGGGUGAGAGCGGGAGCGGGAGCUACAGUUACAGUCACAGUGAGGAAGAUGAAGGAGAGAGCGAGGGGAGCACUGACUCUAGCGGUAGCGGGAGCUACAGCUACAGCUCAAAGUCAACGCCGAGCGAGGACCUCACGGAGCCGCCUAAGCGCGCGGGUGUCUGUAAAGCUAAGGAAUCGGAGUCAUCUUCGUCAUACACGUAUUCUGGGAGCACGAUGACAACAGGCGAAAGCAGUGUCACCGCUGCGAGUGAAAGCUCGUACAGCGGUACAACUUCGGACUCCUACGGCACUGGCUUCUCAGCCACCAGUGCUACAGGGAGCAGUGGCAGCUACAGCUACUCGACGGAUCGGCGGACAUCGUCGUCAACCUCAAGGACGCUGAGGGGCGGACGCGAGCUGGAAACAAGCUCCUCCCAGACAGGGACCACAGUAAGCGGCAGCACAGAUGCCACAAAAAAAUCAACAGACGGCGACUCGUACAGUUACUCGUACUCUUACUCGUACAGCUCAAAGGACGGGUCAGGGUCCGUGCCCCAUCGCUACUCCUCUACCACCAGCACAGAGUCGGGAGAAUCAGAGAUGAGUUUGACCACGAGCGGGUCAGAUACGAGGAGUGCGUCACUGUCUUCAUCGUCCUCCCUAACCCGAAAGGCAACAAAGGAUCUGCCGCCGCGCCAUCCCACAAGCAGCGUUUCGGCGACAACAACAACCACAUCCCUCAUAACGGGGGACACCGGCACCCAGUGCGGCUCUGGUGAUUCACCUCUUGACGACGUCACUUCUGCAUAUACGGCCAGUGUGGGUGGCCCCAGCAGAACCACAACAGCGACAGGCAUGGGUCAGGAGACGGUAUCGGUAGAAGAACGCGAGCUAAUCGUACUAGCUACACCACCCGAAGAGGCUCCACGCAUCCACCAGUUGCCGCGCAGCUGUCUUGUGCCCCGUGGCUCUGUGAACGAUACAUUCUCUCAGUUCCUUGACCGGCUCGCUGAGGUGCAAAGCGACGUGCUUCGGAGGGAAGCAGAGAAGUCGGCGGCGGCGGCGGCGGCGGCGGCAGUAACAACAUCAAAGAAUGGUUCGAAGGUGAAGAAGGCAAAGACCAGUAAGAAGGACACACCAAGCGCAAAUGUCAAGCAGGAAGAAGAGCAGGCAGCGCCAGAAGGGGCGAUCAAAGUUGAAGCAAAUAUACCGUCGGGGCACUUCAUAAAGAGGAGCAUUAAGUUCGCGCUCAAGGCGGCUGGCGUUGAGACAGUGGAGGAGUGUGCCUCAGUGAUGAAAAGUCUCGCUUUUCCAGUGCAGCGCGAUCUCACUUUAGCACUGCUGGACAGAUAUGCACACCAGUGCCUCGUGCGGCGUCUCACUUCCAUGUUCUUGACACAUGACAGGUUCUGCUCAGGUGAAGUUUCACUGGGCAUAGCGCUAGAACUACUGGGGCGUUGCGGCAUCGCUAACCGGGUUGCGGGUAGUGUCACAAUGAGCCUCCACCUUUCAUCGCCGAAAAGUCGCCUCCCGCUUCUCUGUGUUACACAGCGAGUGCCUCCGUCAGGGCCACCUGUUGCUAUGGUGGAGGGACAGGAGCCACCGGUGCUUGAGACGCAGAUAUACACGGAGGUGGUGGAUGUCUGCAGCGGUGUCUUGCGUGCGGGGAACACAGACGUCUAUUGGGACGAGCGGAAGGGUGACAUCUAUGUGGGGAAAGCCAUUGUUGCGAGGGUGAUUUCGACACAUGAUGCCGCGAGGAGUGUGAUUAUGCAGCUCGAGGCACUUAUUCAUGUUUGCCUCGCCAUAGAAGCAUGCGUCGUCAAUGAAGAUCUGUCGUCUGCCGUUCUUUAUACCCCGUUGCUCACUGCGCUUUUGCCAUUUGCACCGGGUGGUGCCCCAAACACAAAAUCUAUUAUCGUCGAAAACGCCUUUCAGACUGUGCUGAAUCCUAUGCUGCAGCUUGAGGGCCUGGCUGCUCACCGUCGUUUGCAGGAAUACCACUUUGGCAACGGCGAGGACCCUGUUUUGCGCGACACACUCCCCGAUCGCUUGGAAGGGAGGUCCGGUACAACAAUGCAGCAGCAGCUGCGGCACAAUGUUGACUGGGCACCCACACCCUCUGCCGACGCUCAUGGCUUUGAGGCUACGAAAGCACUGACCCCCAACGACGUGUACUGUGAGUUAGGCCUUAAGAAGCUGCGUCUUGCGGAGGCUGCGCCCGCCGGGGCGCGUUGUUACUGCCUUGUGAGCGCCAAGAAGGUGGCGAGUGAUGAGUGGAUGCCGGCGGUUGUGGUCCCAGUCUUGGCGGUGAAACCAUCCAAGAAGGGUGGAUACAAGUGGACUUUCAGCCACGAUAACACCCAUCGUGUCUUUUUCGCUGGGGUGACCGCGGAUAAACUUUACAUUGAGGCCUGCUACGACGUGGAUGAGGCGACGGGAGUGACGGCCACGUGGUGCGCGGGUCACACAACAAUGGCGUGCAGUGACGCGAAGAGUACCACGCUCCCCGUCCAGCGCGGCAGUCUGCUUACCCCCAGAAACGCACCCGCAGCGGAUGGGAAGCGUGUUACCUCCUCGGGGGGGUGCUUCUUCUUCUUGCGGCGGAAGACCAACGCGCCUCCUGCUACAUCGCUUGCGAUUGUGGUGAAGCACGUACAGGUGAAGGCGCUACCGCCACGGGAUCGCAUGCCAGGCUGCUUUUUGGCGCUGCGGCGCCACGUGCCGCUGAUGGCAGAGGUGCGUGACGCAAUACUGAGCAUUGGUGGACCCCGAACGCACCCGUGGCUUGUGUUGCGCCAACAGCAGGUGCAGAGCUGCCUUGCAGUGGCCGCCAAUCCACACCUCAUGGACGUGAUGCAGGUGCUGUGGGACCGCACACUCCGUGGUAAGAUAGGGACAAAGCCAAAAGACCCGUCGCAUCGCCACAAGGCAAUUCUUGCACUCGCCGCCAAGGUUGUAGCUGUACACAACACCAUUGCUGGAGAUCCGAGCGUUAUCACCGACAUUGUGGCAUCUGGUGCGGCGAUCCGUGUCCCAUUGAAUCCUCAGGCCUCUCAAAUCCCUGUGUGUGUGUGA
Molecule: messenger RNA, 3525 nt
Organism: Trypanosoma grayi
Lineage: Eukaryota; Euglenozoa; Kinetoplastea; Trypanosomatida; Trypanosomatidae
Exons: 1
Coding region: 1-3525 (1174 amino acids)
Source: RefSeq, a predicted model, not a curated record